AUGAAAACCGACGAUGCGAAGGCGAAACUAUAUUCGACGGAGGUGGAAUCUGACUCUUCUGUCUCUAAAAAACCGAAGAUCGAAGAUGAAGACGACACAUGCAUGGAAGACGAAGGCGAUAGCGAUAGCAAUAACCCAUUCUUAUGGAGUACCGACGAAGAAGACGAUGACUCUCCGACAAUCAACUAUUCAAACUUGCAAGAUCCGGAACCGGAGUGGGAUAAGGACAGUUACGAUGGUUACGAAUUGGAAUUCGAUCCUGACGGCCGUGAAGGUUUCUCCAGCGACAAGGCGUACGCAGAGUUCCGCGAGUAUAAAACCAAAGCCUUUGAGAAUAGGGGGUUUUUAGAUGAUCCAUUCAGAUCCAUCUACCCCAUCAGAGAUCUGGACGAUCUCUGGACAACCACGACUAAUAGGCAAUAUUUGACAGAUAUUGCUUCCCUCUGUGUUAAGAAACUCAACGAGGAGAAGGGUAUGUCUGUGGAAGUUGUAAGCAUUGUGAGAGGCAAUCUAAAACCAGGAGGUGGGUGGAAGCUCUACAUCACCUUUAUGGCCCGAGAGUAUCCCAAUGGUCCUCUCGUGGAGUAUCAAGCCAAGGCAUUGGAUUUCGCAGGAGGCAGAAAACCUCCCUUUCCCAUUCUCUGCAGACCAGCCUCUAGCAUAUCCUAA
This is a messenger RNA of Brassica napus (rape), 669 nucleotides long. RefSeq lists its product as uncharacterized. The record is from RefSeq and is a predicted model, not a curated record. NCBI's taxonomy places the organism in Eukaryota, Viridiplantae, Streptophyta, Magnoliopsida, Brassicales, Brassicaceae. The transcript is spliced from 3 exons. The coding region runs from base 1 to 669 and encodes 222 amino acids.